UCCACAAAACUCCCCUUCAGCACCGUGGACAGGGACACACGCCUGUCGCGCGCGAGACACAACGCGCACACACACUCACGCGCGCACACACAAACACACACACAUACACGGUGUAACCUCUUGCAGCCGCAGAAGCAUCAUCAGCAGACGCGCGCGCGCACGCACGAUCCUCCUCCUCCUGCUGCUUUUUUUUUUUUCCUUGCACAAACACGAGCGCGCAGCCGGAGCUCGUGCCAUUUGCAAAACUUCCAGCGCGCACACACACUCUCGCACUUACACUUACGUUUUUACACAGAGCUCGAGGAGUGUUCGGUGUGUCAUAAGGGGUGUCAUCUCGUUAUCUUGUGCACGUCGCGAGCGCUUUGGAUUCAGAGUGACCGAUUUUUUUUGCUACUUUAUUUAUUUAUUUAUUUACUUAUUUGUUUUAUUUAUUUCUUUGUGACAUAUUUGCCACCAAAAUGUUGCUCGAGCAUCCCGGAUCGAGUUGCCAGAACGCGGGAAAUUACUCCAGGUACAGCGCGAGCCAAGAUAUCCCGGUGUGUGCCGGAUGCAGUCAGCCUAUAGUGGACCGGUUCAUUCUGAAGGUUCUGGAUCGACACUGGCACAGCAAGUGCCUGAAGUGCAGCGACUGCCAGAGCCAGCUCUCCGAGAAGUGCUUCACCCGCGGAGACAGCGUCUACUGCAAAGAGGACUUCUUCAAGAGGUUUGGGACGAAGUGUGCGGCGUGUCAGCAGGGUAUCCCCCCCACUCAGGUGGUCCGCAGGGCGCAGGACUUCGUCUACCACCUGCACUGCUUCGCCUGCAUCGUCUGCAAGAGGCAGCUGGCCACCGGAGACGAGUACUACCUGAUGGAGGACAGCCGGCUCGUCUGUAAAGCGGAUUACGAGACGGCCAAGCAGAGAGAAGCAGAUUCUACAGCUAAGAGGCCGCGGACGACCAUCACGGCCAAACAGCUGGAAACCCUGAAAAACGCCUAUAAUAACUCACCUAAACCAGCCCGACACGUCCGCGAGCAGCUCUCCUCAGAGACCGGCCUGGACAUGAGAGUAGUACAGGUGUGGUUCCAGAACAGACGGGCGAAGGAGAAGAGGCUGAAGAAGGACGCGGGACGGCAGCGGUGGGGACAGUACUUCAGGAACAUGAAGAGAUCGAGAGGAAGCUCUAAAUCUGAUAAAGACAGUAUUCAGGAGGAGGGGAUGGACAGCGACGCCGAGGUUUCAUUUACAGACGAGCCCCCCAUGUCAGACCUCGGCCACUCCAACGGCAUCUACAGCAGCCUGAGCGACGGUUCUCCAGCUUUGGGUCGGCAGGGUGGUCCUCACCCUCCAUUUCCUCUGGAUCAUGGAGCCGUUCUGCAGUCUCAGGACCAGUUUCAUGACCUGCGAGCCAGCAGCCCCUACGGUCUACCCCAGUCCCCAGGCUCCCUGCAGGCCCUCCCCAGGCAACAGCCCCUCAUCUCCAGCCUGGUCUACCCAGACUCCGGCCUGUCCAUGGUGGGUCCGGGCGGUGGAGGACCUGGGAUGCCUCCUGCCGUGCGAAUGGUCGGUGGAGGAAACGGUCCAAGUUCAGAUAUUUCAACCGGCAGCAGCGGAGGGUACCCGGACUUCCCGGCGAGUCCGGCGUCUUGGCUCGACGAGGUGGAUCACAGCCAGUUUUGAUGACUGUGCUUAAAGGAACUGGGCAGGAAAUGGCUGUACGAGAUGAGAUGGUGGACUCUCGAGUGGACUUGUGAGAAAGAGCUUGAGAGGAUGACUGUUUGAUGUCAUUUGAAAGUCAUUGUCUUUAUUGUCGUCUGCAUGGUACAAGGAUGUGCAAGUGGUUUUGGACAAUUGGGACGGUUGUCGGAAUCCAUGUGAACAGACUUGGACGUCCAACCAGGUGACAACGAAACCAGGUGAUUUGGGUCUUGGGUUUGGAUCGAUUGGCAAGGUUUACAAGAACUAACAAUAAGAACCAAGUACCAUCUACAGAUUCUGAGGAAGGCUACACUUCAAACCAUCAAAUUACCAAGAUUCCUGAGACACAAAUACCAUAGUUAGCAUAUAGAAGAAUGUGCAAGAUGUUUUAAAGCAAUGGAAUCCAUGUGAACAGACUUGGACGUCCAAUCAGGUGAUAACGAAACCAGGUGAUUUGGGUCUAGGGUUUUGAUCGAUUGGCGAUGUUCUACAAGAACUCAAUAGCGCCAUCAAUGAGGCAAGGUCCGAUUUUUGACCUCUUUAGAAAUGGGACUGGGCUUUAGGUAACGUCUACAGAUUUUGGGGAAGGUUACACUUCAAACCAUCAAAUUACCAAGAUUUUGGCUUUUUUAGUUUUUAUCGAUUGGCGACUGGUUCAACAAGAACUUAGUAGAGGCAUCAAUAAGGUCUUAUUAGACAUCCUUAAGCCUGAGACUGGGCUUAAGGUAACGUCUACAGAUUCUGGGGAAGGUUACACUUCAAAACGUCAAAUUACCAAGAUGCCUGAGACAAAAAAUACCCUAGUUAGAAAUGAGAAGAAUGUCCAAGAAGUUUUGAAGCAACUGAAUCCAAUUGAAACCAGGCUUUUUUGGUUUUGAUCCAUUAGUGAGGUUCUACAAGAAGUCAAUAGCAUCAUCAAUGUGUUGAGGUCCAAUUUUUGACCUUCUUAGGACUGGGACUGGGCUUUAAGUACCAUCUACAGAUUCUGGAGAUGACUAAACCUCAAACCAUCAAAUUAUCAAAAUACCUGAGACAAAACCAACCCAGUUAGUGAACUAUUUCCCAAUUGGACAACUUAGUCCUCAGUCCCAAGGCAACUGGAACUGGAUUUGGACGUCCAACCAAGUGAUAACAAGACCAGGCAAUGGUUUUGUUCUAUGAGAACUCAAAAGCGCCAUCAAUAAGGCGAAGUCCGAUUUCUGACCUCCUCAGGACUUGGACUGGGCUUCAGGUACUGUCUACAGAUUCUGGAGAGGACUACACCUCAAACCAUCAAAGUUACCAAGAUGCCUAAGACAAAUAAUAUCCGUACCCCAGUCAACAAAACGCUGUUCCUCAUUGGACGGUUGAAUCAGCAGUUGAAUCAGCACUUUGUCGAAUUGUCGAUUAAUUAAAGACAAAACUAAGACCAUAGUCAAGACCCUCCCCAAUCACCACUGGUAUUGAUGUCUUCUGAACCACAGAUCGGACGUUUGUAAGCCUAAACUUUAUCGUUUCUGUCUCUUCUUGAUAUCUAAGUGUAACAUCACCAGUUUUGGUCGAAUUGUCUGGUCGUUGCCAAAUGUCUAUAUAUAUAUACAUAUAUAUAUAUACAGUACAGUAUAUAGCAACUCAGCAUUGUGGAGUCUUUAUUUUUAUACAGCCCUCCUUGGACAUCAUGAAUACAGAUAUUAAAACAAAAAAAAUAUUUAGGUCUUUGUACAUUUAACACUAAAAAAACAGGGAUAGACAAGUUGUAGUUGUUGUCUCUCGUUACUCAAUAGGACUACUUCUAUGCAUUUGUGUGUUUUCAGAUGUAUCUCGUUCGUUUCAGUCUAUUGAAACAGCCUAGGCAAGCGGAACCUUACUCUAAUCUAAGUGUUUGUUUAUGUGAAAGAUGUUUUAUGUCUUAUUUAUUCUCUCUGAUGAUGAUGAUAAUUAUGAUUAUGAUUAAGUGAUACAGGUCUUUAAUAAAUUUGUCAGUGAAAUCCA
Molecule: messenger RNA, 3647 nt
Organism: Astyanax mexicanus (Mexican tetra)
Lineage: Eukaryota; Metazoa; Chordata; Actinopteri; Characiformes; Acestrorhamphidae
Gene: lhx3
Product: LIM homeobox 3
Exons: 6
Coding region: 459-1658 (399 amino acids)
Biological process (GO): neuron differentiation; regulation of transcription by RNA polymerase II
Cellular component (GO): nucleus
Molecular function (GO): RNA polymerase II transcription regulatory region sequence-specific DNA binding; DNA-binding transcription factor activity, RNA polymerase II-specific
Source: RefSeq, a predicted model, not a curated record